Molecule: messenger RNA, 6259 nt
Organism: Oenanthe melanoleuca
Lineage: Eukaryota; Metazoa; Chordata; Aves; Passeriformes; Muscicapidae
Gene: GJC2
Product: gap junction protein gamma 2
Exons: 4
Coding region: 282-1529 (415 amino acids)
Biological process (GO): cell communication
Cellular component (GO): connexin complex
Source: RefSeq, a predicted model, not a curated record
GGCACCUGCGGGGCUCUCGCAGAUGGGAGCGCCCGCUGCUCGCUGCGGAUCCCGCCUGCCAGCGCUCCCAGCCCGGCUCGGCUCCUCCCCGCGGGACAGGACAGGGAGUGACCACCACGCUCAGACUGAGACUGACCAGCACCACCAGCACUGACCACAGGGCUGUGCUGGUGCUGCUGCAGGGCUUCUCCCCACCCCGGGCUCCGGUGAUGCGCUGAGGAUCCGCAGCUCCACGGGCACCUUUUUUCCUGGCUGUGAAAGGUUAUAACUGAGCAGCCCUUAUGACCAACAUGAGCUGGAGCUUCCUCACCCGCCUGCUAGAAGAGAUCCACAAUCACUCCACCUUCGUGGGGAAGGUGUGGCUGACGGUGCUGAUCGUGUUCCGCAUCGUGCUGACGGCGGUGGGCGGCGAGUCCAUCUACUCCGAUGAGCAGAGCAAGUUCACCUGCAACACCAAGCAGCCGGGCUGCGACAACGUCUGCUACGACGCCUUCGCGCCGCUCUCGCACGUCCGCUUCUGGGUCUUCCAGAUCAUCGUCAUCUCCACGCCCUCCGUCAUGUACCUGGGCUACGCCAUCCACAGGAUCGCCCGCUCGGCCGAGGAGGAGAAGAGGUUCAAGGGCUUCAAGAAGAAGAAGCAGUUCGCCCUGAACUGGCAGGCCGUGCGCAACAUGGAGGAGGCCGUGGAGGCCGACGAGGAGGAGCCCAUGAUCUCCGACGACGCGGCCGAGCCUGAGAAAGCCAAGGCCAAGCCCAAGGGCAAGGAGCAGCAGAGGCACGACGGGAGGAGGCGCAUCCAGCAGGAGGGGCUGAUGAAAAUCUACGUUUUCCAGCUCCUCACCCGCGCUUCCUUCGAGGUCUGCUUUUUGAUAGGGCAGUAUUUGCUCUACGGUUUCGAGGUGGAAGCGUAUUACGUCUGCAACAGGGUCCCUUGUCCCCACACCGUGGACUGCUUCGUGUCCCGGCCCACGGAGAAGACCAUCUUCCUGCUGGUGAUGUACGUGGUGAGCUGUCUGUGCCUGCUGCUGAACAUGUGCGAGAUGUUCCACCUGGGGUUCGGGACCAUCCGCGACGCCAUCCGCAACCGGAAAAUCAACAGCUUCCGGCAGCCCCCCUACAACUACGCCUACCCCAAGAACAUCUCCUGCCCUCCCGAGUACAACCUGGUGGUCAAAGCUGAGAAAUCCACCAAGAUCCCCAACAGCCUGAUGGCCCACGAGCAGAACUUGGCCAACGUGGCUCAGGAGCAGCAGUGCACCAGCCCCGACGAGAACCUGCCGGCGGAUCUGUCCACGCUGCACAAGCACCUGCGGGUGGCCCAGGAGCAGCUGGACAUCGCCUUCCAGAGCUACAGCAGCACCCAGGCCAACACACAGCCCUCUCGGACCAGCAGCCCCGCCUCGGGGGGCACCGUGGUGGAGCAGAACAGGGCCAACACCGCCCAGGAGAAACAAGGUGCUAAACCCAAGGCCUCGCUGGAAAAAGGCAGCUCCAGCAGCAAAGAUGGGAAGACGUCUGUGUGGAUAUAACUCUGUCAGGAAGGAGAGGGGGUUUUGAUUUCAGGUUGUUUCUGUUUUUCGGUGGUGUUUGUUUUGCAGGGAGUGAUUUUUGUGUGAGAGUGGAGAGAGUGAAAGGAGUUUUGGACUGAUUUAGUGCUGUCUUCCAGUGCGGUAACAAAAGACAUUUCUUCCCUGUUUCCGUGUUCUCCAGCUGGGAAUCUCCAGUGAGUAACAGCAAACAACCCCCCACACCUCCCAGCCCCUGGGUCACACCAGAGCCCCCAGCAGAGACUGGACAAUGUGCUGUGGUGGGAAGACAAGCUGCUGGUGGCUCAGGAGGGAAGUGAGGCUGGCAGGGCUCAGCCACCCUCCUGCAUGGCAAGGCUCCAGUGCUGCAAGCCAGGCAGUGUUUAAUUACUAAAUACCCUUAAUCAAAUUAAUUUCCCAUCCUUUGGUAAGAAAACCACUGACAUAUUGCACGGACCUUCAUGGCAGGCUCACAGCUGAUCUGCCUGGGCUGGCAACGCCAAGGAGGCCUCAUGGGAUGCUGUGAGCCAGAGCUGGCACCCAUGUCAGGUCUGGGGCAGGAACACAGUGACUGCCUCACACAGGAGACCUCAAACCACACAGGGCUGAAGGUUUCAUCUUUUCUUCCUCUGCAUCAAAGCCAAUCUGCUCCAAACCCUCUGGAGCAGGAGCAAGCAGUGACAUUGCAUCCUACUGGUGCCUGUGUAGCACUUGCUACAGAUGUGAUGGGAACUGUUGCAGUUACAGAAUUUUUAACAAACUGUUGCUUCACAUCAUCUGAAAGUGCCUUUAUGCAACCAGGAAAACAAAAGUGUAAAGGAUUCAGGCUCCUUUACUUGCUGAAUUUUAGACGAUCGGCAUCGGGAAAUUUGUUUUUCUGAUUAAUCGAGGAAAAGCACUGUUGGCAAAUUUGUUUUUCUGAUUAAUCAAACCCUUAUAAAUAGUGGCAGGUGGCAGAUCUAUGCAUAGCGUGUCUCUGGUGUGUGUGUGUGUGUCCAUGUGUAGAUACAGACACGUAUGAACACGUGGCUGUGAACGUAGCCAUAGAGAGAUAGGUAGGUGUAAAUGUAAUAUCAACCCUCUGCUCCUUCUACAGCCUUCCACCUCCCCUGAGAAAACCCAGCUGAUCAACUGGGGCUGAUCUCAUCCUGGGCUUUUAGCCUCCAGCCCCACCUGGGGAACUGGGUGGGUUCCCACACUUGCUGGGGAGAUUUGCAGAAGAUCUGGCUUCAAUGGGGACAGGACCAGGACAAGAGCAGGAAGUUUUUCCUGAGUUCAUGAGGGAUUUUUUUCCAGCUGGGCUUGACUUUACGGGUGGUUUUCAUGCACUUACAGUACUUUGGGUGUAUGUUAAAAUCAAGCUGCUGAGCUCCAAGGCUCCUACUGUUCUUUGUCAGAGGGUGGUUUCAUCACCACCACAGGGAACCCAGGUAGGCAGAGCCUUCAACAUCAAACCUGUUGCAAAAGAAGUGAAUUCUCCCUGAACACUGCACUGUCCCUGUGCCAAGCUGUUCCCUUGGGCUGUGCUAGGAUUUCUUAUCCUUGGGAUAUUCAUGGCUUCUCCCUAGACAUCACUCCCAUGUCCUUGAGAUCAGUCCCUAAAAGCCCUGAGGAUGCCUGUUCCCCAAGUGUCCAGCCCUUUGGCCAUUCUUGGGAACAGGCAGAGAUUUUGGAUAUGCCCUUCAUCUCCUGGGAACUUCAGCUGAGCUGUGUGAUGUGUUAGAGAACAGUCCUGGAAGCAAAAAAAAAAAGGAAAAAAAGUAGAAUUAAAAGGAAAGCAGAGAAAUAUCCUACAAGGUAUCCAGCAGCAAAUAUUCAGCUGUGUGGCUGUGUGUAGCUGUCUGGGGAACGCUUCCAGGCUUGUUCCUGGUCCUGCUGAAGGCAUUGGUAAAAUGCCUGGAAUGCUGUUUGCUCUUGCAGCUUGAGAUUUUCCCCUCACAAACAGGUAACUGCAUCCAGGAGGAGGAUCAGCACAGCAGCAGUCAGUAGUGACAUCCACUCAUCCAUCCAUCCAUCCAUCCAUCCAUCCAUCCAUCCAUCCAUCCAUCCAUCUAUCCAUCCCCUUCUGCUGGGAAUUUUGCAGGAAAGGCUCAGAAAGGUCACACCACAGUGGUGGGGAGACAAACAUAUCCAACUGCUCUGUUUGUCCUCGUCCCUUGUGUGGGAAGGUGCUGGGCAGAGCAGGAGAGGCUGGGUGCUCACAGGGGCUGCUGUCACCUGGAAAAAAUGCCUGCAGGGUCACAGCCCAGGCUGCUGGGGAGGAGAGAGAGGUGGUCCUGGGUGGAAAUUUAUUCCCUGGUCCCUGCAGCUGUCCUCUACAUCAGUGAGACUUCUCUUUUGUUCCCAACCCUGUGUCCCGUGGGAAAUUCUGUGUAUUUAAAGUCGUGAUCCCAAGGGAAGGAUGGAAACUCACAGGGUAACCAUGGCUGGAUGCUGCUUGGGUUCUUCUGAUUCCUUUUCCAUGAGCAACACCAGCACAGCCCAAGAUAAACUUGUGUUUCCCACAGGAUGCUGGAAGGCACCACCCCGUGCAGGAAUUGGGAUUUUGGAUUUCUCCUGCCCCUAUCAGUGACACCUCCCUCAGCACCACUCAUGGCCUGAGCACUUUCUGGUGACUCAGAUCUGCCCCUCGGUUCCUUCUGACCUGCAGACCCCCCUGUGAGUCACCACUCCAGGUACAGGAAUGUGACUCCCUUGCAAUUGCUCCAGGAAAAAUCUUGGCACACACCUCGCUGUGGGGAAAGCCAGGGACAGAUUUUAAUCCAAAACCACCCAGAGCUGGUCACAGAGACCUGAUCAAGUCAUUAAACCCAGUGUAUACAGCAGGGCUGCACCUGCUGCCCCAGCAAUACCCAGCUGUGCCCAUGGGAGGAGAUUCCAGGUUCAGAGCAGGAGGGUGGGAAAAGACCGUGGAUCUUCUUGCCAACUUGUCCCUAAAGGGUGACAUGAACCCUUCUCUGCAACCCAUUGGAGAAGUCUCAUGCCUUUAACCUCUGCAUAUUUUGGCUAUUUGGAGACUGUUUUUACCCUUAAAUCUGCACUUCAGUCUCAUCAACCUUUCUUCAAGGGCAGCUUUUCUAGUGUGGUUCUCUUUGUCUCUGGACCAACAGCAGCCACCUUGUGUUUUCCCAGCAGUGUGGCAGUGCUGGUCCUUGUGCCACCUUACCUCCCUUCUCCUCUUCCUGCACUCUGGUCCUCCCCAAAACCCCAUCUCCUGCAGGCCUGGGCACUGCUCCCCUCUCCAGAUGUGUGGUUGUACAGUCAGACUCCUCCUGCCCUCCUUCAAACCCCUUUUUAUUGUCACACAGCGAGCCAAGGGGGCUCUGAGUGACCCGUGGGUCCUGCAGAGGGUUUGGAUCCUCUUCCCAGCUGGUGUCACCCUCCCAUCUCAUAUGCACAGGCUGUUUUCCUCAGGCAGAGUCAAUAACUGCAAUAUUGACGAGUGCCAGAGCCAGGGCAGACUCUUGGGGGAUCAAUAACCCCCUUGUCGGGCAGGGACACCGGGUGACCACUGCCAGCCCUGCUCACCCCUCAGGCCUGGAGCACUUCCCUGCAUUACAUCCCUUCCCAAAGGGAGCUGAUCCUGCUCUCCCAUGUUUUCCAAGAUUCUGACAGGGACUCAAGUACAGAGGUGUAUUCCCAGCAGGAAUACUCUGGUGUCAGGGGUGCCUGGGAGGGAUGGAAGUUGCCUGUGAGCUCCCAGGCAGCCUGGAGGACAUUGCUGAUCCUCUGAGCCUGGGGAGGAGGGAUCCCUGUCCUCCCAGAUCCCAUCUGGGCCACACACAGGAGCCAGCAUGGGUCAGACAGCCUCAGGAACAGAAAAGAUUAUUAUCAUCAUUAUUAUUAAUAAUAUUAUUAUUGCUAUAUAUACUGAUUUGCUCACUUCCCCUCUUCCUCCUCCACUCUGUGACCUAUAAACCCUUUAGGAUGUUGGGUUUCUCCACUGAGUCACUCCAGAAAGGUGGCCAAAUGCAAUGAUGACUCUGCAGGAAUGACUCCUUUCUGGGCAGGAGAAACAAUCCCUUCUUUUAUCCUCUCAGUUGGGGCAGGAAAAGGACAGAGCAGCAAAAUAUUCACAAAAUCCCCACCACAACUGUUCCUAACUGAACCAGCAGCUGGAGGAAAUUCAUUUGGAGGGCGGAGCAUCAGCCACAGAAGAAAUGCCAAUGGUAUAAUUAAUGCUUUGCUUUUCUUUUUGUCUUUUCUCCAGGUAGCAGUUUUGUCCACACACAAGACAGGUUUAGCUUUGUGGCUGAACUAAUUAUAAACAUUGACUCUCUCGCUAAACUUGGUCAGAUAAAGUGCCCACACUUAUAUUUCUCUUCUUACCAUUCAGGGCCAGGAAUGUCCCACAAAAGCCAGAUUACCUUCUUGCUUGCAUUGCAUUCCACUGGGAAAUACUUGAACUUAACUCACGGCCAUAACCAGUCUGUGCUGUUAAAAAGAGUCUGGGAUUGUUUUGUUUUUUUUUUUUUUUUUUUUUUUUUUUGUGGGUUUUUCUUUUUUUUUUUUUCUUUUUUUUCUUUUUUUUAUGUACUAACUGUAUUUGUACUAGAAAUUUUUGGAGUAUGAGGUUGAAUCUGUAAGUAUUUUUCAGUGUAAACGUUACAUCUGGGCUGUAAUUAGAAUAUUAAACACUGGUCAAAAGGGAAAGGACAUCAGUCCAACUCAACUGUGGCUAUUCCACACCCAUUACUAAUAAUAUGGAAUAAAACUUACAUUUUGUUACAGUA